GGAGCCUCCGCCUGCCUUGCCCAGUCCCGGCGGCGGCGGCGGCGGCAUGGAGGCCCCGCCCGAGCGGGAGCAGCGCCCGUCGCCCCCCGCGCCGGCCCGGGAGCGCGCCCCGCCGCAGGCCGCCUACCACCUGAAGUGGUUGAGGUGGCGGGAGGCGAGCGCGCCGGUGGUCACGCAGAACGAGAACGGGCCCUGCCCGCUGCUGGCCGUCAUGAACGCGCUGCUGCUGGCCUGGAAGGUGAAGCUGCCGCCCAUGCUGGAGAUCGUCACCGCCGAGCAGCUGAUGGAGUACCUGGGAGACUAUAUCCUUGAUUCAAAACCAAAAGAAAUCUCUGAAAUUCAGCGUUUAAACUAUGAACAGAAUGUCAGUGAUGCAAUGGCAAUCCUGCACAAGCUUCAGACUGGUCUUGAUGUGAAUGUGAAGUUCACUGGGGUUCGAGUAUUUGAAUACACGCCUGAAUGCAUAGUGUUCGAUCUUCUUGAUAUUCCAUUAUAUCACGGGUGGUUAGUAGAUCCUCAGGUUGGAGACGUUGUGAAAGCAGUUGGUAACUGUAGCUACAACCAGUUGGUGGAAAAAAUAAUCUGCUGUAAGCAGUCGGUCAACAGCGAGCUGAGGGAGGAAGGCUCCAUAGCAGAGCAGUUCCUCAGUAGCACAGCCACUCAGUUAACUUACCAUGGCUUGUGUGAGUUGACAUCCACCGUUCAAGAAGGAGAGCUGUGUGUGUUCUUCAGAAACAACCACUUCAGCACCAUGACCAAACACAAGGGCCAGCUUUACCUUCUGGUGACCGACCAAGGUUUCCUCACCGAAGAUAAAGUGGUGUGGGAAAGUCUGCAUAAUGUGGAUGGGGAUGGGAACUUCUGUGAUUCUGAAUUCCACCUGCGGCCUCCAUCUGAUCCGGAAACUCUGUACCACGGGCAACAGGAUCAGAUUGACCAGGACUACUGGAUGGCCUUAUCUCUGCAAGAAGAGCAACGAAGCCAAGACCUCAGUUGGGAGCAGCUCCCGGAGGACGUCGGUGACCUCCAGCUGGCCAGGAAGCUUCAGGAGGAAGAAGAUCGACGGGCCUCACAGUACUGCCAGGAGCAAGACCCAGCUGCCACCACCGCUGAAGGCCAGCAAGCACAGGACGCCACCCCUCCCUCAGUGGGAAGGCAGCCCGGGGCCAGUGAGCUGAAGAGGAAAGAACCGCGGGAGAAGGAAAGGGAACGGGAGAAGAGCAGCUGUGCUAUUUUAUAGCGGAAGGGCACCUUGAGAGCCCAACGCAUCUGCCUGAAACACCAGGGAUCCUGUGAGUGGGCGCCCACCCACCUUCUGUGCCUGUGAAGCCCACAACUGAGGGCCUCCUCAAGAUCCCUGCCAGUGCAGCCUUGCUGAGGGAUCUGGACAGGGAGUGGCAUGCUGUGGGAUGGAGCAUGGUGGGAAGGUGGGGAGCGUGCCCCUGUGGUGGCGAAGCAGCAGCUCACCAUCUGCCUCUGGGGCACCUCUGGAUCAUCACGGGAAGAGGCGAUGUGCACUGCAGACAAAGCUCUGGCACGGGGUGUCCCUGGACUGGUGGGCUGAGCCUCUCAGCAAUGUUCAGCUGAGCUUCCUUGACUGACCUGGCCAAGAAUCAGGCUUCAGAACGCCUUGAAGCAAGAGAAGGCGAGAUCCCCUGCAGACGAGGCUCGCCAGUCUGAUCUCUCCAGUUUUUAAUCAACUCUCUAUAGGGAGGGGGAGGAGAAUGGAAGAAGCGGAUGCUUAAAUUUGCUUGAGACUGGCAUUGAGUGUGAGCAACGUGAACCUGUGGCCGGUCAUCUGCCACAUCACGUGAACUUUGGGUCCGUUGUUUGGAUUGGGUGAAAUAGAUCGUUUCAGGUCACAGAUCCUAACAAAUGAAUCCUCUGGACACCAGUGGCCCUUUUUUGUUCCUUAAGAUGUGGUUGUUCUCUCUUUGGAGAAAACAUGUCUCUGCGCAGUUACCGCUGGGAGUGGGGAUGGAAUCCAGUUUCGUAAGACCUAAUAUAAAUCCACAGGUUACGUGUCACAGGAGAGAGAGCCUCCCAGCUGGAAUUACCUGUUGACUUUUGCAAGGAAGGAAGGGUAGCAACCUUCAUCUUCUCAAUAACUUUAUAGCACUUUGCAAAUGCUUUAGACAAUUUUUGCUGCACUUCUAAAGACUGGAUUUAAGGACAGACUUAGCUGUCGAUAUGCAGAUUUCAGUCCCAAGUCAACAUUCAUGCAGAAUGUGGUAAUCUAACUACAGGGAAGGAGAUGAUUGAAAGGUCAUUGAAGACCUGUAGCUUAAUAUUUUUUCCUGAAAUGAACAGUCUUUUGGAUGGAGUCUAGACUCGCAGGGCAGUGACCUGUCUCUAACUCUUGCCGUAUAGCUCUUAAGCAAUACGGACAGAGGACAAAGAACGGGGAAAAGAAUAAAUAUUUAAUUUUAGCAACAUUAUUUCCACAAAUGAGGUUUGGGGUUUGCAUUUGCUGUGUAUGCAUUUUUAAAUAUGAAAUGCCCUGGCCAGUUGCUGACAUGUGUAAUGGUUUUACGCAAAACUGAAUAUACCUUGUAUCAUGUUGGAGUGAUACGCAAGUGUGUCUCUUACACAUUUCCAAUCUUAUUUGAGAUGUGUGCAUUACCCUAUCUGUUUUGGGUGCCACCCUGUUCCAAUAGCUUUGAGAGCCUGAAGUUAGGCUGAAGUUUAUCCUAAAAAGGAAUCAGCCUUACAGUUUACAUGAAGUGUACAUUUCUUGUUUUGUUUCUUGCGUGCUGUGUUUGACGGUUAUGACAUACAGAAAUCUCGCAAACACAGGACCAAUUGGCAGCUUGCUUCAGUCACCUGCCAGAAGUGAUGUCCUGAGGGAGCCAAACAAUUCCUCACAUGCCUGUGCCAAGGGAAAUGAUCUUGCCAAAAUUGUGCCAGGGGUCGUUGUCUUCCUCAGGGGCUGGUCGUUGGCAUGUUGGGGAAGCAUUGCGUCUGGUGAAUGGCUCUUGAGUAGAGAAGGGUGCAGGGAAAGGGCAUCUUUCCUGCCAAGCAGCAGUUUAGUUCAAUUCCGUGUCUUGUCAGCGCAGCCGUCCUUGUGGUGGCUUGGCAGCCUCUGUUGGGACGUGGUAGCUGGGCCGGUGCUGGUGGCAGCAGGGGGCCUUCAUUCUCAAAGGAUGUUGCCCUCUGCCCCCCCCCGCCCACUUGUUGAGUGGCUUCUGCAGCUGGAGGGCAGUCCCUGAGGCCUUACUAGCGGACUUCCCAUUGGCUACCUCUCCCCAAAGUUACUGUCAAGCCUUUUUAUCUCUGCAGAAACUUUGUUGUUUCGCUUUGCUUUGCCUCCACGUGAUGCUGCCCUGCCUGCCUUAUGACGCCUAGGUUUUUAGCUGAGCCCAGCACUCCUGCCACUGAGGGGAACCAGAUGCACCAGGGGCGAUCCGGGAGGGAAACCAGACGAGGGGCUGUGCUGGGGGAAGGCAUGCAGAGCCAAGUUCAUCAGCACAACCCUUGAACACUGCCAAAUACUUUUAUAAUUUUGUAAGAUACUGCUGAAAAACACCAGAUCAUGGCAAUUGUGAUAGGAGCUUCCUUGCGUAAUUAGAAUGACUUGCUGGUUUGGCUCUUUCCCACAGCAGUCAUUUUGCCUCCAUUCUACAAUCCUGAAGAGCACAAGCCCCAUGGGAGGCCCGGGCUAAUGGAGAGGAAGGAGAAGGGAGGAAGUGGCCAUUUGGUCAACUCGGUUGGGGAGCUGCUCCCUUCCAUUGCCCACUGCAGAGCCUUCGUCUGGCUUGGUGGUGGCAGCCGCAGCCUUCUGCCCCUGCCACGGUUAGAUGUGAUACAUUCAAGCUUCAGGCAGUGUUUCCUUCAGUCCUCCAUAUUUACGGACUAUUAGUCACCAGCUUCCUUUUAGCAAAUCAGACACUUUGCAUGAAUUUACACUGUGAUCAGCGAAUAGCUGUUUUCUGAUGAAUACUGUCAAUAGUCUUCGAUGUCUUGAGCCGAUACCUGUCGCUAGUCUCAUUGUCUAAUUUUUAUAUAUAAUUUUUAACAGAGUUAAGUGACUUUCUCAUGUAAUAAAAAUUUAGUCAGGUUCUAGCAUUUAUGUCAUAUUUGAGCAGAGAAACCAAAGCUAAUCUGCCUAGUCUUGUGGUGGGCCGGGCAUCCCGUUAAAGGCGAUUGCUUUGGCCGACCCUCCCUCCAGAUUGAGGCUGACUGGCCCCUAAAUGAACCAGACCACCUUCAUCCUAGUUUCCAACAAGUCAGGCCAUCUCCAGGCAAGUGUGCCAAAGAAAGAACAAUGCAACCCAAGCAAUUUUUGUUUAGCUCCAGGGGGUUCAGGAGGCGCUUAAUGCUAGAAACUCACUUUUCUGCACAGGAGUGCUAAAGAUUGCCCCCUCCGGUCACUAAGAAAAGCAGUUCACUGCCAUACUUGGGCAAGAAAUAGGUGAACCGAACUGGCCGAGUGGAACCAGACGGGAAAGGAAGAAUAUCAAUGGUGAACUUUCCUACCCCACAGCAAUUAAUAUGCAGCAAAUCUCUGGGAGUAAAUAGGCAAUCACGCUUUGUGGGGCAACGGUACUGGUUUUGAAAGUGUGCUUUUAUACCUUUAGCUACAUUAUUUUCCAGAAAGUAUUAAAUUUUUGAAGCAUAGUUAAACCAAUACAGGGAAACAACGCUAACCAUAUUUUACUCAAGUGUGUGAAGAUGAGAGAACAGGACUGAACACAUUAAUCUAUCCAGGCAGGUACUAUACAGAUUAUGAAGUUUAUUUGGAAAGGAGAUACAUUGGUUUGGGUCCACUCAGUGUAACAAGUUCUGCAAAAAUAGUUACAUAAUACCCAGAAAUUAAAACCACCAUCCUUAUUUUCUACACACCGAAAAGCAGGGGGGUUGAUGUACAGCUUUAGGUUCCCAUAUAUUUUGUGCUAAGUACCUGAUUUUCAAGACUGACGUUCACAGAGCUAAUGCCGGUAAAUUAAAACUACCUGGCGAGAACAUGUUCUCUGUACAGUCUGCAUGUAUUUGCUUCCCAUUAAUUUGGGAGCUCCUAGAGUUAGACGGAACAGCACUCUUCAAAAGAAUCAUGAACUACCCCAAACCCAACAGCCUAACUUAUUUAAAAUGCCUCCAAGUGAGGAAAAAGUAGCCAUGUUAAAA
Crotalus tigris (Tiger rattlesnake) is the source of this 5124-nucleotide messenger RNA. RefSeq names its product MINDY lysine 48 deubiquitinase 2 (gene MINDY2). Lineage: Eukaryota; Metazoa; Chordata; Lepidosauria; Squamata; Viperidae. Gene Ontology annotation, biological process: protein K48-linked deubiquitination. Gene Ontology annotation, molecular function: K48-linked deubiquitinase activity; cysteine-type carboxypeptidase activity; cysteine-type deubiquitinase activity. Gene Ontology annotation, cellular component: cytosol; cell periphery. Bases 47 to 1240 code for a protein of 397 amino acids. The record is from RefSeq and is a predicted model, not a curated record. The transcript is spliced from 8 exons.